AAUUCAGUUGCAAUUUUGUCUUAGCUUAAAAAUGUUGAGUGUUAGGCAUAAUUUCACAUUGACGACCUUGUUUGGUCUAGGGCUUUUGCUGUUUUGCCAACAAUGUCGGGCCGUUCCGAUGCGUAUUUAUAAUGGCAUCGAUACCGAUAUUACCAAUGCCCGAUUUAUGGCCCAGGUGAAAACUCGUAGAGGUGGUUCAUUUGAAUGUGGUGCUGCAAUUGUGUCCAAGAAAUUUGUCAUCUCUGCUGCCCACUGCUACGAUAACAGUGAACCGGAUUACUAUAAGGUCGUGGUGGGAGAAGAUGAGCUGGAGAGGCAAAAUUCGCUUAAUAAAACCUAUCCCGGCCCGACACCAAAAACCUUCCGAGUUGUGGACAUCAUUACCCAUCCAAAAUAUCGUGAAGGUAAAUUGGAUUAUGAUGUUGCCAUGCUGGAGCUGGAUGGCGAAAUUGAAUUCGAUCGCCUGUACAUCGACAAGGUGAAAUUGUGUGAAAAACCACCAAAGGCUGGGGAGAAAAUGAUCGUUUAUGGCUGGGGUAAUACACGCGAUGUGACCGAUGAGGAGAGUGGCACAAGUUAUUCGAACAAGUUGCAACGCAUUGAUUCGCCUGUUAUGCCACAGCCAAAGUGUGAAGAGAUCCAUGUUCGUGAAAAUCGUCCCAUUACCCAUACAAUGUUCUGUGCCGUUGUCGAGGAUGGUAAGGAUGCGUGCCAAGGUGAUUCCGGUGGUCCUGCCAUCCUGAAUGGUGCCCUCUGUGGCAUUGUUUCGUGGGGUAUCGGCUGCGGCAGCGAUGAUCAUGCUGGUGUCUACACCAGUGUUAUGUCUGUCAAGAGGUUCAUUACAAACACAAUAAAGAAAGGUUAAAA
This is a messenger RNA of Musca domestica (house fly), 867 nucleotides long. RefSeq names its product trypsin-2-like. Gene Ontology annotation, molecular function: serine-type endopeptidase activity. The transcript has a single exon. Bases 32 to 865 code for a protein of 277 amino acids. Gene Ontology annotation, biological process: proteolysis. The record is from RefSeq and is a predicted model, not a curated record. NCBI's taxonomy places the organism in Eukaryota, Metazoa, Arthropoda, Insecta, Diptera, Muscidae.